AUGGCUCGUCUCAAGACGCUGAGCUUGAUGCUUGCCAUCCUCGCUCCCGUUACACUCGCCCGGCUAUUCAUUACACCCAUUGCGGCUUACGGGGAAUACGACUACGUUAUCACUUUCGGAGAUGCGAAUUGGAUCUGUCACGUCAAAAUCAGCAUCAUCACGUCUACCCUCGGCAAUUCUGUCCAUGUCGAUGAUACAACUGCGUGGUGCGCCGAUGCCGGGGCUGCACUCGGAGCGGAAAUCCAUCACAACAUACCCGCACAGGACAUUGAGGCCUACCUCACCGACCUCGGCCCGGCUACUCAGAUGGGAGAUCACCAUUUCGAGGUUGGCAUCAACAUGCGUUCUUUCUGGCUGAUCCCAGAAAUGAGGCCGCGGGUUGACAUGAUCACCAACUUUGAUCUGGUUCCCCAAGGAUUCUGCAAUCAACGACAAGGAACCGUGGAAGUUGCACAGGAUGCGGGAGAAAUCGCCCCAAGAGCAGAAUGCCCGGCUGGAAGUUUGUCGAGCUCAAGAUUCGGUAUCUGGACUGCGUGCUUCGCUUCAUGUGCUAGGUUUUGA
Messenger RNA from Pyrenophora tritici-repentis Pt-1C-BFP, 561 nucleotides. RefSeq lists its product as uncharacterized. NCBI's taxonomy places the organism in Eukaryota, Fungi, Ascomycota, Dothideomycetes, Pleosporales, Pleosporaceae. The record is from RefSeq and is a predicted model, not a curated record.